Strongylocentrotus purpuratus (purple sea urchin) is the source of this 3487-nucleotide messenger RNA. RefSeq names its product cell death regulator Aven. NCBI's taxonomy places the organism in Eukaryota, Metazoa, Echinodermata, Echinoidea, Camarodonta, Strongylocentrotidae. The transcript is spliced from 6 exons. The record is from RefSeq and is a predicted model, not a curated record. Bases 211 to 1230 code for a protein of 339 amino acids. Gene Ontology annotation, biological process: negative regulation of G2/M transition of mitotic cell cycle.
UGGCUUGCGCUUGUGUAUUAUUUGUGUGGGUUUUUUAGGUGCCAGCUAGGCGUCCAUGUAUUUCCUGUUCUUAUGUGUACAUAGGCCGUACGUACAUAGACUUCUACAUCCGCAUCCUGAACUAGAUCGAGAGAAAUAGAAGGCAUUGAAACUCAUUAUUAGUGUCUAACUAAGCUUCUUGAACGGAAUAGACUACUGCCUGGAUCGAACAUGAAGCAUGAUAAACACAAGGCAAAGAAUAGUGCAAAUUAUAAAAAGAAACAUGGGAUUUCGCCUGGAAAGAGCGAAGACAAAACGCAACGCAAGGUUAAAGAACAUCAACAUGGUGGAAGUGCUGUAGAUCUACAUACGCAGGCGCAGGCGCUAGCAGAAAUAAGAGAGUCUCUGAUCAUCGAAAAGCAGCACGAAAUUCGCAAAGAGUAUGCAAGGAGAAAGGUUGAGAGCAACUGGACAAAAUAUGACGAUUUUGUUGUAGAUGAUGAGAGAGAGGCGGAGGUUAGUUCAGAGCCGAGGGGGGAAGACUUUCAAAAACUUGCGGCCAAGUCAGAUGAUGCUUCCUCUCAACUCCGAAUGAAGGAUGAAGUAUGGUGGGAUGGAGAUGAUCAACAAGAUGAAACAGAGACGGAAAUUGGAGAGCUGUUCAAGGUAGACUAUGUGGAUUUAGCACGGCGUCUAAAAUGUAUUCCUCUCCAUGAGCGUCUGGGAAUAUCUACCAAGUAUUUUGAUGAGGAUUUACUCAAUAGAAUAAAUGAGGAUGCAGCAGAGCAUACAAAGAGGUAUCAAGAAACUUUGGACGCUGAGAAUGCUCAAGAUCUGGACAAUCCUGCCUCAUCAGACACUACCGAUAAUCAAACAAGAGGACUUUCAGAGCCAACAAUAAGUGCAUCUUCUAAUAAUAGUUGUAAAAUAGACAGACUGCAAGAGGUGAUAGUUAAAGAUAAUAAUGAACAAAUAUGUCACGAUGCAUCACGAACUGGUAGUGAUAGAGAACAUUGUGCAAGAGACAUGGAACAGACAGAGUCACAAGUCAGUAAUGAUAGGGCGACCACAGUAAGUGAUAGCUCCUGUAGCCAUCCUGAUUCACAAAGCAGUACUUCAGGAUCACUUGCAACCCCCAGCAAUAAGUCUACACUCUCUGCUGAUGUUAAAGAGCCAGCUUCAGAGCUACAGACCAAACCUGAUGAAGAAGAAAACCUUGAGGAAUGGCUGGAGGACAUCUUAGAUGAUUGAAACAAUUCAGUUUUAACACUAUACUAAUGGUAAAGAUUUUUUUUUGGAGGGAGAGAGAGAGAGGGGGGGGGUGGUAAGUGGGAUUGAAUAGUACUUCUUGACUCAUCAAUGUAAAAAGUGCUCUUCUUUUUACAAGAGUAUGUUUGCUUCAUUGUACUGUAUGUCAGUGCAUUCUCACCUACCUAGGGACGUUCAGGGUUUGAAGUGGUGGUGUAUGUUUGCACUUGUUUCUUUCAUUCAAAUUAUUAAGAUUAUUUAAGGUAAAGAGAAUAGUUUCAUGUAGUUUAUGUUGGUUUGGUUAGCUAUCCUUUCUUUUUUCUUUUUUGUGUAAAAUUCUGUUCUAUUUUUCUUCUAAAUUGAGGUGGUUUUUAAAAUAAAUUGACAAAUUUAGAGAAACAUUCAAGAAAUUACAUACAUGUAGUAUACAUUUUUUUUCCUAGUUUGAAAUGCAUUGAAAAUACUAAAGGCUUUUGAGUUUGGAAACUUCUUGAGAUGUUUUGUUUUUAUUUUGAUGUCAUAUAAUUCAUUUUCCUUAUUUGCUUGGUGUUUGAGGGCAAGUACGGUCUCAACACUUGCAUAAUGAUAUCCUCAUUUAUUAUGACAAAACUGAAACAAACCUGACACAUGAAUGUACUGCAAUUAUGUAGUAAGGCUAGACACUAACUUUUAUGAUAAGUGGUUUUACACAUAUUGAGGGUGAUAUCUUAUAAUCUUUGUGACUUUUAGUGGGUUAUUUACUCCGGAAUCUGUUAUUUUGAGCCUUAUUUUGAGCCUUGUGUCGAGCAUAACACAAAGCAGAAUAUACAUAUACAUGUAUAUUGACUUAUAUUCUGCUUUCUAAUUGUUUUGAAUUUUAUUUGAACAUCUUAUUUCAUCGUCUGAUUGACCUGUCAGACACUAAUCAGAAGACAUGAAACUCUGUCUGUUCUCUUGUGUAUUGCCAAUUAAAAAGGUUUGAUAAUUGGAAAGUCAGGCUGGUCAAGUAACUAGAUUGGCAAUUGAUUAUUGACUUGGAAAAAAGAGAUAUUUUAACUUUAUUGAUUUGAUGAGUCUGAAUCAUUACUGCAUACAGUGUACAACAGUGUGUACAUACUAAGAACUCUAAACUUUGGUCUGUUAAAGAUACAAUUGAGUUUUGGUCAUGUGGUGGUUACAUUGCAAAACAGAUGUACCAUAAUCAAUUGGGAAAGGUUGAUUAUUAAGUGCAUACAUAUACACAUUGUUGUAUGCAGUAAUGAUUUGGACUCGUCAAAUCAAUAAAGUUACUCAUGCUUGCUGAAAACCACAUGCACGGCAUACAGACAUGUGAAUAUGGGACCACACACUAAAACACACCACACACAAGAACAAAACAGGGCGUGAAUGUUUCGUCCAAACUUUUCAGCCAUUUCUUGAAAAAUUACCUUUUCAUUGGAUAUUUCUACCAUGAUCUUCUUCUAAUAUGAAUUUUAAAAAUGAGAAUAGGUACUCACAGAUUAUUUGUUCUCCUUUCCCAGAGCUUAAAUGUAAACUGUGUACAUCUUGUCAUUGGCCCCGUGUCUUGUUAUUUAAUCUAAUGAAACAAAGAGAAUAGGAACGAAAUUUGCUAGAUAAUCUUCAGAGGAGCUCCUGCUUUGGGAUCUAUUUCUUUUAAGGAUGAAACUAGUCACAGAUGACACCACCUUAAAUAGUUUGUAGGCUGGUCCUUCACUAGGAAUACAUACAUAUGCUUAUGUUUAUUUUCUCAGAAUUCUGAUAUGAGGAUGUUUCAAGGUCAUGCUUUUGGAUUAUUUUUAAUUUCAAAGGGAAAAUACUUAUCAUACAAAAGUUGUGUUAUGCUGACAACUGAGACUUGUAUGAAGGACUACCGUUAACUAUGAAGGAAAUACAAUGUAUCAACUUUGAAUUUGUUAUCAUGUGAAGCGCAUUGCCUUCAAAUAUCCAUCUCUUAAAACAUGUUUCACUGCCUAGCGUUAUUGAUGCAACCAUUCAGGAUGGUGUAUUAAAGAGGCAUAAGAGUAGGAUGUUCUUUUAUUCAGUAGGUAAUAUCAAGACAAUUUUCAUCCUUUUAUAAAUUGUUUAAAGACUUAAUAAUAAAUUGUUUAAAGACUUAAUAAUAUCUGGUUAAACUCAAUUAUUAUACCACUACUUUCUGCUCUUUAUUUAAACAUACACUAAUGCAUGACCAUCUUCUUAGCUUAUAUUUGUGUUACAGUUCUUCUAUUCAUAACCACAUGGGCUUAAUAACCUUAUUAAAAUUUGAAUGUUAUGAACAACA